Maudiozyma saulgeensis is the source of this 900-nucleotide messenger RNA. The record is from the annotation of a GenBank genome assembly. Lineage: Eukaryota; Fungi; Ascomycota; Saccharomycetes; Saccharomycetales; Saccharomycetaceae.
AUGUACCUCGAUAUUCUUAAUAAGAUCGAUGACAGAUACUAUAGGGCUUGCUAUGCUGCCUAUAACUACGACUUUGACAACCUAGUUGCCAACUUUAACAAGGAAGAUUUCGGUGCAAAGUUUACUGAUGACUACUGUUAUGAAGAGGAACUCAUAGAGGAAGCUAAAUACUGUGAAGAAAACUUGAAAUUGGGUCUGCUGCAUGAGUUGACUUACUAUAUAGUUCGAGGAGUGCGUUUCAGUUUCUAUUUUGCGUGGAAAUUGAGACACUCGGACUUGGAACUGAACCACUGGAUCUACAGGGCCAUUUCAGCCAGAUUUGUCAUGAGCAACUACCUCGAGGACGACUUCAUCAAGGAGUAUAUUCCUGCCUGCCUGUGGUUUCCAAAUAUCCCUAAAAAGGAAACCUGCUUGAGACUGCUAGAGAUUGCCCCAGAUUACAAAUACUCCAUCGGUUGUGUAGCUGUACUGAAUGAUUGGAAUGAUGUCUUUUUUGCUUGUGAUUUUGAAGACGUUGACGAAUAUCUUUGGAAAAUGGUGCAGACUUAUCAACGAAAGGAUAUGAUUGAUAUAUUGAAGGGGAAAACUGAGGUUAAGGAGUUUAUAAGAAAUGAUGGUAGGGUUAAAUUAGAUGCCCCAUUACUCGGGAACGAUACAUCGAAGUUUACGCCACGUAAAAACAGAUCUUUUUAUCUUGAACAAUUUACGCUAAGUUAUUUGAUAUAUUAUCAUUCCAUCAGACCAGAAUCACUUCUCUGGUCUGAUAUUGAAGUCCUUGGCGGCACCAACUGGGGAGGACCAGACGCUUAUAGUGAUGUUACGGGUAUUGGAUAUGUACAUGACCGAAGUAUCGAAAGAAUGAUUCACCAGAAUGAAAGGACGGAAGAAUUGUAUAUGUGA